This is a messenger RNA of Linnemannia hyalina, 1638 nucleotides long. The record is from the annotation of a GenBank genome assembly. Lineage: Eukaryota; Fungi; Mortierellomycota; Mortierellomycetes; Mortierellales; Mortierellaceae.
AUGCCAGCAGUAACGACCAACGGAGAGUCAGCAACCACGAACGGCGGCUCGGGCGUCGACCAGCUCGACCAUAUCCUCACCUCAUUCACCACUCUCACAGACUCCCUCGCCAUUAACGACGCCCUCCUCGUCAUCGAUUAUGCCCUCCAAGGGCCAAAUGCAACAGCGCAGACGAGACAAAAGAUCCUUAGCUCAAUCCCCCUCGGAUACUUUUUUCAAGUCCUCCAACAAGACCACGGAUACGACACUGAACAGAUCAAUGACAGGAUCUGUCAUGUUCUCGAACUCCUCCUCAAAGACCAGCCUUACUCGACAUUGGUUCAUGACGAGUUAUUGGUCGCGGCGUUGGCUCAAGCGCUGGAUUCUCCAUCCCCGCAAGUUCGUGCAUUGGGGUUGAGCCAGGUUGAUAAGGUCGCUGAGGAGGACCUUUCUGUUCUGAGGACCUUGCUAUUGUCGCCGAUGUUUAAGGCAGUUGUCGGUGGGAUUGGAUCAGGCAGCCUCUCUAUCGCCGAGAGGUCAAAGAAGACUCUGCUCAAGAUCUGCGAGACUCAGGAGAAAUUGGAGGCGGUCAUCAAUAACACAGAGGCAUUCAAUCAGAUCAAGGACCUCGCCAACUCUAGAGAUUCAAUCGUUCAACUCAGGAUGAUCGAGGCACUAACAGAACUCGCCUCAAAGUCGUCCUCCACUACCCAUCUCCUCGACUCAAAAUCCCUCCUGGACUCUCUCAAAUCUGGCCUCACCUCCACCGACAUCCUCGCCCGUUUCAACAUCCUCGAAAUCCUCGCCGAGUUCGGCACCACCCUUCCAGGUAGCGAAUUUCUGGACCAUUCGGGAGUUCUGGCGAGGAUCGCGCAGGUUGUGGAGAAUGAGGCUGGACAGGAUAGUUUGGGGUUGAAUGCGAUUGUGAAGUUGUAUGGGAAAUUGGGUGCGGCGGAGCAAGUCGAUUUUGUGAGUUUGGAUAUGAAGUAUCAAAUUUUGGAACAGUUGGAGAGGUUGCUUGUGGGGAAUGAUGAUUAUGAGCCUGAUGAGUCUAGCAAGGUGGAGGUGAUGUCAGCGAUUGGACUGAUCGGCGGGAACGUCCAGAACACGGAGUGGGUCUCACAGAGCAAGUGCUCUGAAGAAUUCAUCAUCGCCUUUCAGUCACUCCCUCGAGACGCUAAAGUCGCCUGGUAUCACUCUCUCGCCCAAAUCCUCGCCUGCAGCCCGGAUCCUUCGCAAGAGACUGAAAGAAUCAUCGCAGACUUCUACACCCGCUUGGACGGAGAUCCAAACCUCCAAAGCCCCUUUAUCAUCCGCCUCCUCACAUCUGCAAAAUCCCAAUCCCAACAACUGGCCAUGUCCGCUCUUUCUGUCAUGAUCCCUCUGGCGCACUACUCCUUUGGAACCCAGAAACUGGCUGCACAGAGGGAUGUCUUGACGUUUCUCUUGGAUCGCAACACAGAACAAUCCCAUUCCGAGAAGGUGGCGAAGCAUGAAGUGAUUGUGGCAAUGUUGAAGACGGCAGAGGAGGCCAAGAAGUCAAGAGGGACAGAUCUGCUUACUGUGGACCAAGUCUCACGUCUGGACCUGCACCGUCGUCAAGGCCCCUUCUACCAACGUUCCACCGCCACCGUCUCCAUCCAGGAUAUCACCGCUUAG